UGAAAAGUUGAAUGUUGAUAUUUUUACUCUUAUUAUUUAACUAAUAUUUGUGACAAUUUUGACAGUCAAGUUUACCUCUUCACUGUCCUUAUUGUAACAGUUUUCAUCAGUUAUUAACUCAAUCUGGUCAAUUUGCAAGAAACAUGUAACCUGUGGAUUAACCGAGUCAAAGAUGACAUCUUCAAGCCAUUUAACCAACCUCACUGAUUCAAAUCCUCGUCAAUCUUCAUCAACUACAUUUGAAUCAAAUUACUGUUCUCGUCCCUCCAACCUUCAUCACCAUAUUCACCAUAAUCAUUACUCAUCCUUCAGUUGUAAUGAAAACCUGCAACUUGCAACUUACAAAUCAAAAAUAUGGAGAUCACUUUCAAUGGGUCUUUCCUUUUUCGCUCUCAUCUUAUUAACGAGUAAAUUUUACGAUGUAAAUAGAGAAGUAAAUUAUCUCAAAUAUAUAUCAAACAAUUGGUUAUCACCUCCAUCUUCAUCAGCCGCUCUUCAUCGUCUCAACAAUUCAACGAAAGCGUCGCUAUCAAAUGAUCUACAAAUGAUCAAUUCGGUAAAUCAUCAGAUUGAGUCAUUGAAGCAAGAUUUAAACAUUUUAAUUGGUGAAUUAUGGUCUUCACGAACAACACUCCUUUUGAGUGUCAUCUUCGUUAUCGUGUACAUUUUAAGCUGGACCUGGAUGUCAUAUACAGUCCAAGAAGAUCACACAUCAAAGGAUGUAUCAGUUAAAACAAUAUUAUUAUUAACUGUUUUUGCUGUUGUCGAUAUAGCUGCUAGCGCUGGUUUUGUGUUGGUUCGUAUUGUUAUGUAUGUUCUUCGUAAUCGACAUUUUCCUAUGGAAAUGAGAAUACCUUUUAUACCUGGUGAACACAAUCAGUUAACUUCAUUCAUUGCACUUCGUUUAACUACUCUUAAGUCAAGUUCAGGUACAACUGAUAUAUUCGUGGCAACCAUCAUUGGCCUAUUAACACUACUCCGAUUGUACAGUGUUAUGUGCGCUGUUUCCUUUUAUAACAAAGCGAAAAAAAGUGAUCCAAGUUACCAUAAUAAAAAGCCAACGACCCUUUUAGAGAGCAUAAACCCUGGACGACAACCGCCUCACCCACCUCCACCUCCACCAAUUCCUGAUACCAAUGGUUUCCUGCCAAGAACAUCGAAUGUUUUAUCCAAAUCCCAAUCCAAUUCAAGUCUGAAGGAAAGGAUGGAUAUCAGUCGAAGGCUUUCUAUAACAGGAUCAAUCAUGAGCGAUGAAGAAAUCAAUCGAGAAUUGAAAAUACAAGCAGCUGAUAUGUCCCCGUUAAUGCAACGAUCAGCCAUUGAAAGUGCAUUGCAAGCUUUGAGAUUGUAUAAUACAGAGAAGCAUAUCGCCGAGAGCAUAAAACAAGACUUUGAUCGAGCCUUUGAACCAACUUGGCACUGCAUCGUUGGACGUAACUGGGGAAGUUGUGUAACUCAUACCAAAAAAUGUUAUGUACGCUUGGUUUGCCGGGAUUUAACCAUACUAUUGUAUAAAUCAACUUAACCAGGAUUGAUUCUAGAUCAAAGACCACCUCUACCUUUUCAAAAUGAAAUCCUUUUACAUUUCAGGCCUCUUUUUGAAACAUAUCAGAAUUAUAUCUUUUAUUACUUAGUUACAGUGUGACUGACCUGUCAAAUUGAUAAAGAAUGAGUGUUGAAUUCAAAAGCAGUAAUCUGUUGGGCUUUACUUGUAAAUUUUUUCAGAGUCCAUUGGCUCCAUUCUUGUAUCUUUUUCAUCCUUUGAAACUUAUUUUUUCCUCAAAGAUUUUUGGACGUUUUAUAUUCCCAAUUUGUUGGCUAUGUCUCGUAACACAUUAGUUGCCAUGGUUUAAGUGCGUCUAAAAGGAAAAAUGGCGAGACAAAAGAAUUAGAAUUGAACUUGCAAUGAUUAUUCUGUUUAUGUUGAUAUUUUGGAUCAUUUGCAGAUAAAACUCGUGAUCAGUUGAUAAUCAAAGUUGCAGAACGACUUCAAAGAAAAAAAAUCUUGCCUUCUCUUGAGUGUACUCACUUUCUAACCUGAAAAUUUAUCUUUUUAUGCAAUGAUUUGAAUGUAACCAGACUGGUUUACCUUUUGUUUUUGAUGCCAUGGUUGCUUUAUAAAGUUAAUAAUUUUUCUAGA
This is a messenger RNA of Tetranychus urticae (two-spotted spider mite), 2140 nucleotides long. RefSeq lists its product as uncharacterized. Gene Ontology annotation, cellular component: cytoplasmic dynein complex. The record is from RefSeq and is a predicted model, not a curated record. Gene Ontology annotation, molecular function: dynein intermediate chain binding. Gene Ontology annotation, biological process: microtubule-based process. NCBI's taxonomy places the organism in Eukaryota, Metazoa, Arthropoda, Arachnida, Trombidiformes, Tetranychidae.